AUGUAUUCGAUUAUUAAGACCCAGAAAAAAUCGAAAGCAAUUUACUUUCGAGAAAAUUUUUAUCGAUUACAAAAAACAAACAAAAAUGGUACUGAUCGAUGGGUUUGUACUAAACGACAAUGCUCCUCUUCAUUAACUAUAAAAAACAAUACAAUUCAAGCAAUAAGAGGUGCACACAAUUAUGAUAAUCUUAAACGAUCACCAUCUAUUAUCAAAACAGUUACCAAUAUUCGUGAAAAAGUUUGUACCAACGUAUCGAAACCUAUCACACAAAUAUACAAUGAAACUGUGUCUGAUUAUAGAAAAAUUCAUGGUACUGCUGAAUCAAUUCCAAUAUUCGAUAUUCUUAGAUCGACUUUAUACCGUGAUAGAGCGGUAGUUUUUCCAAAGCUUCCAACAGCAAUCAGUGAACUAAUUUUACCAGAAAAUUUUACUAAAAAUCUUUACAAUGAAAAAAUGUUAUUUUGUGAUAAAAUAAAACAAUCACGUCUUCUUGCAUUUUCAUCAUUAAGUGCCUUAAAACAACUUGCGCAAUCUAGUAUAUGGAAUGCUGAUGGAACUUUUAGAACAGCUCCUAAAUUCUUCUCACAAUCAUAUACAAUACAUGCACAUGACGAAUAUUCAAUGAAACUAAUCGUAUUUUCAGCAUUGCCUGAUAAAUAUGAAGAAACAUAUUCAACAGUUCUAGAGGCAUUAGUCUUAUAUGCACAAACAAAUAAUGUCAUUUUAAAUCCAACAUCUAUUUUAAUUGAUUUUGAACAAGCAGCAUUUAAUGCUUUUAAAAAGAUAUUUCCACAUGCAAAUAUCUUAUUUUGUCAUUUUCACUUUGCGAAAAAUAUAAUGAAACGUUUAAAAAAAUUACCACUUUAUAAUAUAGGUUUAAAUGAUGAAUUAAAAAAAAAUAAUACCAAACGUGAAAUUGCUAAUAUUUUAUCUUUACCACUGCUACCACCAAAUAAAAUAACUGCUGCAUUUUUUGAUACGGUUGAAGUAUUAGAAUCUAUUAAUCGAAAUUUUAAACCAUUUCUCAAUUAUGUCGAAAAAACUUAUAUUAUUAAUGCUAAAUCAACCUCGAAAAAAAUUUCAUACCAUUUUAUUCAUGCAAAUACUGCGAUUUUAUUUGAGAAUAAUAUUACAUUAGGUAUUUUUAUUAAAACCGUAAUACAUUUUAUUUUAUCAUCAGUUAUUGAACAUAAAUGUUCAUUUUUUAAUGUUGAUUUCAACUUACAAAAAGGUACUAUACCUGAUUUAAUUAUAUUUUUGUCACCAUAUAUUGAUAUAUUACGUGUAAACUGUACAAAAUGCUACUUAUCUAAUUCCUACAUUCAAAUAGCAGAAAUUGCACAUUUAAUAGUACGAAAUAGACAAAAUAAAUGGAGUUUAGCAAUUGAUUUAAAUGUUUAUUCAAAAAAUCAACAAUUUCGUUUAUUCGACUGCGUCAAACGAGGAGAAAAUAACUUUUUGCUACAGUCUAUUAAUUUCCCAUUUUAUAAUCAUUCCACUAUCCCAUAUGAUGAAGUAUUGGAACAAUCACUCAUCACCUAUAAUAUUAAUAUUUCCAAUUUACACAUACUUUAUCUUGACAACAAUCAAUUUAAAAUUAAACCAGUUAAUUCGAAUAACUUGUAUCCAGAAGGUACAAUAAAUCUUAAAAUAUUGAAUACUAUCAAUAAAUAUUAUAAUUCUUUAUUUAUACUUAAAUCAAACUUGAUAUCUUUUCCGAAAUCAAAUGACUUGCGAUUUUUACAGGGUAAAAAAAUUAAUUAUAUCCAUGUAUCCCAAGAGGAAAUACAAACAUUUACAUCAUUUGUUCAAAAAUUAAUAACUUCCGAUACAAAUCAUCAAGGCUAUAUUCAAUCGUGUGUCCGUGGUGAUUACAAUAAUCAACUACUAUUUUUCAAUAUCGGAGGAAACUAUCGAUUCUGUCCAAAAAAAGGUUCACAUCAUCAACAUAAUAGCGUAGCAAUUUUAGUCGAUACAAAAAAACUUACGUAUACCAUUCGUUGUAAGGAUUCUCAAUGCAAUAACAUAUCUUUAAUAUGGAAUACUAUUGAAUAA
Messenger RNA from Adineta steineri, 2058 nucleotides. NCBI's taxonomy places the organism in Eukaryota, Metazoa, Rotifera, Eurotatoria, Adinetida, Adinetidae. The record is from the annotation of a GenBank genome assembly.